Molecule: messenger RNA, 1560 nt
Organism: Beauveria bassiana ARSEF 2860
Lineage: Eukaryota; Fungi; Ascomycota; Sordariomycetes; Hypocreales; Cordycipitaceae
Product: DNA mismatch repair protein msh-2
Exons: 1
Coding region: 1-1560 (519 amino acids)
Source: RefSeq, a predicted model, not a curated record
AUGCCUCGAGUAGCAAGAGCGAGAGCAGCCCACGGGGUCAAGCAGGGCCCUGCUCCUUCUAUCGCCGCCUUCACCCGCAUCUCCAAGAGCCAGAGCUUGUCCAACGCAACUGCCAAAAAGACCACUGUCGCAACUGGCCUGACGACGACCACGACGACUACGACCACGACCACGCCAUCCAAGAAACGCAAAGCUUCGUCGCCUCUGGACAACGACGCCGGCGCGUACACCCGCCGCAACAUUUCAUUCAGUCCAAGUGAUGAGGACGACGAUGAGCAAGCUGCCCACAGAUACGAGCAUGUCGACAUUUCCCAGCGCAAGAAGCGCGCCUGCAGACGCACAGAGCCCGCAUUCUCUACAAAUUCACAAAAGACUCAGGCCAAGGCGGCCUCUCCACCAACAACAACCACCAAAGGCAAGGUAGUCGCCAAGGCUCCUGCUUCGAGGAAGGAUGCUGUACACCGCCCGACCGCCUCCACCGUCAUCAGCAAGUCGCGGCAGGAGGCCAAGACUGGCCAGUCAAGGAUCGAGGCCUUUUAUACCAAGCAGCAGCAGGCCAAGUCAGCGGCCGACGAUUGCAUCGACGCCACCUUUCCGCCGCACCUCGCGGAGCUGGUGCGUCUGCACCGAGCAUUCAUCAAGACGGUUGUCAUGCAGAUGGCACAUAGCCGCAGCAAUGUGCCCCUCGACAUUCGCGAACUGGCUCCCAACAUUUCGCGCUCGUGGCGCAAGCGUCAGGUUACAGUUGAGGAUGUUCGUCGGUGCGUGGCGAUUGAGUCGUCCACGCAGCAAGGUGGCAUCCAGUCGCCGUUUAUUGUCGCCGACUACGGCAAGGGCAAAGUGUGCGUUGAGCUGCGCGCUGAAUGCCAUGGUGACGCUCUCAACCAGACACAGCUGUGCAAGCAGUUUGAAGAAAAUCUCAGGAACAUGUGCAUGGAAAAGGCCACCGAUCGAAUGACGGAUGUUGAUGUGACGCUUGAGGGGCUUUCACUGGCAGAGCUUCCCCAAGCUGACCUGACAGACAUGAAUACGGGCGCCAAGACGGCGGCUCUACUGGCCAAGGGGCACAAGGCCUUGUUGGAGUUGAAAGGCGGCAUCGCAGCAAAGCAGCACGAAAAGGAGAUCAAACAGCAAGCCGCGGCGACGCCGCUUCUCAACACGGAUGGGACCAAGAUGGGCCUCCUCGACCGCAUCCGACACAAGCAGCUGGCUGCCGCCAACGCGCCGCUUCCGCCGACUGGCCCCGAACUGCAGCGCCGCGCCGCGCUGAACCGAGUUGUCGACGUCGCAUCAACAAUCUCCAUGCUCAGUCUCUCCAACCCCGCGUCUUUGCCCCGCCAAGCCUUUACCAUGGUUGCCAUUGUCGAGAAGCUACGAGACUCGCUGCGCGUACCCACGUCCAAGGAAGAGGGCAUCGAGUGCAUCCGUUUGAUUGCAAAGGACAUUGCGCCCGAGUGGCUCCGGAUCGUGACCAUUGGAGGGAGGGAGAAUGUGGUGAUUCAGAGAGGCGGCGAGCCAGUCAGCCGCGUGAUUGAGGAACGAGUGCAAAAGCUCAUGUAA